AAAAUGGGAUAGCCAAAUCUAAGGUACUCUAAACCUCCAGAAGAUAGUUUGCAAAUUUUAUUACCUAUCAGAAAUAGUCUUGAAGUAAAGUUAAAAUAUAAUAUAUUUAUAGCCAAUUUCAGUGAGAUUAGAUCCAUCUGCAUAAUAUCCUCCUUUAGAUUAAAAAGAAUGGGGAUAAUUUCUUUAUUAAAUUAAUACCUCCAUUGAUAAGAAAAAUAAGUUGAAUCUACUUAAUGAUAGUAAUUCAUUUUAUUUAUAUAUAGACUAUAAAGCGUAGAUUCUAUAUUAAUACUUAAAAUCAAAAAAAAAGAAUGUGGAGCCUGCUAUUUUGGGAACAGAAUAAGGAUUAGAGGAUUUGUUGAUUUAUUUGAGAAAUUUAUCCAAGCAAGAAUUAUCUAAAUUUAUUACAGAAAAAAAUCUUAUUGAAAAAUUAACAAAACUUAGUCAAACUGAUUGUGAAGGCCAUCAUGAUAAAGAAGUAUUAAAUGAUAUGUAUAUUAUUAGUGCCUACUGUUAAAUAUCAUAUUAUUGGCAUUAGAAUCAGAUAAUAAUCUUGAAAUUCCUACUUCAUCAUUAAAUGAAUUCUGUAUGAUUUUGAAUCCUUUGCAUAUAGUAAAUUUUUCAUUAAUUCUUGAAAUUUAUGUGUUAAUUUGCAAAUUUUAAACAGAUGAACGUAUGCUUUAAAUAGCUUUAGCUUGGUUGGACAUGAAACGUUUAGGUUAUUGGAAGUAUCCAAUAGAGCCUUUUAUUUAAUUACUUUAAAAUAAUAAGAGUGUUUUUGCAAUAGCAAGUAUGUGCAGAUUUUUAAAUUAUUUUAUGGAAGCACAUGCAGAUUAAACUUAUAGUUAUAAAUUGAAAAAAAGUUUUAUUUAAUAUGGAUUAAGAAUUUUACUUGAAGAUGUAAAGAGAAAAAUCUAAAGUGGUAGUUACUAAAUGUAAGAUUGCACUUAUGCAGCAAUGGAUUAAUAACUAAUGGAAUAUUAUUUGAUAUAAAAAGAGAAUUCAACAAGAAAACGAAAAAUAUUACCUCCAGAUGGUAAACCUGUAGAGUUAAGUAUUUGUGCAAAAUUAUGUCACGAAUUAUUUAUUGAAUUAAAUAAUCCAAAUGCUCCAUUAAAAUUUUAGAAGAUAUGUGAAGAAGCAAUAGCAUAGAUAGAUGCAUUUUUAUUUUUAACAGAGGAGAUUAAUGAUGAAUUGAAAAAUUAAAAAUAACCAUAAAAGAAUGAAAAUAAUUUAAGUCAAUUUCGAAGAUCUUAAUCUAUAUCAAAUAUUUUUGAAGGUGAAGAUUCAUAAGAAAUAAGAAUUCCUAAUUUAGAUUACCAUUCUUUAAAUACUUAAGUAAGAGAAGCAUUGACAAUAUAAGAUGCAGUUAAAAUACUUGAUGAUUAUGUGAAUUAAUAAGCAAAUGUAGGAGUGAAUCCAGUUUCUUAAUUAAUUUAGACAGCUGCUUAGAAAUUAUUAGAAUUAAAAAAAAAUGAUCCUGCUUAAAUGGAAUUAGCAGAAGCUGAAAAAAAAUGUACAUAAUUAGAAGGUCAAUUAAGAAAAAUAUAUGAAUAAAAAGACAAAUAUUUUUAAGAAAUGAAAGAAUUAGAAAAUAAACUAGAACAAUAAUCUAAAUUAAUUUAAUAAUUACAAUCAACACCCUCAAUAUCAUUAAAUGUAACAACAUAAUCAUAACCAUAAUCUUUUACAAGUCUACCACCUCCACCUCCACCUCCACCUUAAACAACAGUAGCUCAUCCUCCACCACCACCACCACCACCACCUAUUUAAGGAAGUGCAUAAUCUGCACCACCACCACCACCGCCACCACCACCUCCUCCUCCUGGUGGUGCAAAUCCUCCUCCUCCUCCACCACCACCUCCUCCUGGUGGUAGAGCACCUCCUCCUCCUCCUCCUCCACCUGGUGGUAGAGCACCUCCACCUCCUCCUGGGGCUGUAGCUAUUUAAGCAAAAAAAAAAUGUGCUCCUACUAAACCUAUGAAGUAAGUUCCAUGGGUUUUAAUUAAAGAAGAUAAAAUUAAAGGAACUAUUUGGGAAAAAUUAGAUGAUUCAAAAAUUAAAUUAGAUAUUGAAUUAUUAGAAGAAAAAUUCUCUAGACCUGAAACAAUUUAAAGAUAAUAAUCUACUAUUGCAUAACCUAUAAAACCAUAAAAAGUAUCUCAAUUAUCUAGUGAAAGAUGUAAAAAUGUUGAACUUGUGAUCUCAAGAUUAAAAUUAAGUGCUUUUACAUUAAAAGAAGCAUUAUUAACCAUUGAUUAUGAUGUUUUAACAGAAGAUAAAGUUGGAAUGUUGAUUAAUGCUGUUCCUGAAAAAGAAGAAUAAGAAUUAUUUUUACAUUAUUAACCUGAAGAUAUUAAUUUAGUUGCUGUUCCUGAUUAAUUCUUUAUGGAUUUAAGUCCUGUACCAUAAAUUAAGUUAAGAGUAGAAGCAAUUACAGUAUCAUAUGAAUGGAAAGAAUUAUCAUAAACUAUUAAUGCAAAAUAAGAGAAAAUUAGAGUAGGAAUUAAAUUGUAGAGAGAAGAUUAAAAAUUACCUAUAUUAUUAGAAUAUUCAUUAGCACAUGGAAAUUAUUUAAAUGGUUAAUCAGCUAAAGGAGGUGCUAGUGCAUUUAAAUUAGAUAUUAUGUCUUAAUUAGAUGACGUUAAAUCAAAUGAUAAUAAGACAAACUUAUUAAUUGUAAUCUUAGAAAAAGUUGAAAGAGAAAUAGGAUGUUUAUAUGAUGUGGAAUUUUUAGCAAAAAUAGAUUAUGAAUUCUUAUCAAAAAUAUCUCUUUCUACAAUAAAUUAAGAUUUAACUGAAUUGAAGAGAAUGUAAAGAAUUGUUGAAAGAGCAUAGAAAUCAUAAGGAGAAGAUUCAAAUGACAAAGCUGCAGAAAAGUAAUAUUUAUAUAUUAUAAUUAGAUUUAAAAUUUUAUUUGAUCAAUUAGAAGAGGCUUGUGGAAAGAUUGAAAAAAAUAAUAAAGAAUUAGAAGUACUUUAUAAAGAUUUGGUUACUCAUUAUUGUGAAGAUUCAAAAACAUAAUCAGAUGAAUUUUUUGCUAAAAUUGAAAGAAUUUGGACAGAUUAUAAAAAUGUAAGAAUAUAUUAUAUAGUUAGGCAAAAGCACAAAUGGAUAGAACAAAAUAAGCUUAAUAAAAAGAAUAGGAGAAAUUGAUGAGAUCAUAAUCAUAACAUUCCACUUAAAUAUUGAUGACAUAAUCUGUGAUGUAGGUUUAGUCUACAUAAGAUGAAUAAGUACAAUAAUAAGAGAAGCCAUAACCUGCUCCAGUUGCAGACAAGAAGGAUCCAAAAGAAGUAUUAGCAGAGUUAAAAAUGUUGCAAUCGAAGAAAGCAGAAUUAGCAGCUAAGAGAUAAUAAUAGUAAAAAUGAAAAUAUUAUAAAAUCAUAA
Paramecium sonneborni is the source of this 3390-nucleotide messenger RNA. NCBI's taxonomy places the organism in Eukaryota, Ciliophora, Oligohymenophorea, Peniculida, Parameciidae. The record is from the annotation of a GenBank genome assembly.